This is a messenger RNA of Eruca vesicaria subsp. sativa (arugula), 185 nucleotides long. Lineage: Eukaryota; Viridiplantae; Streptophyta; Magnoliopsida; Brassicales; Brassicaceae. The record is from the annotation of a GenBank genome assembly.
GGAAUAGCUUGGAACAAUUAAAGUCUCCGUGCAUCUGGAGGCAGCGAAACUCAGCAGUGCAUCUCACAGGAUUCUCCCCAACUCAGAUAACAUUCAAUAACAUCAACGAGGACAUCCGAAACACGAUCAGUGCGAGAAGACAUAGGAGGAAGUUCAUUCCACUUAUGCAAUUAUGGAUUAGAUGA